CGAGACGAGCCAGUCUCGCUCGAUUUUCAAAGCGUGCGGACGGUCGAGUUAGACUCGAGAAUAAUAAUAAUUUAUUACGGUCCAUCCUUUGUCCUGAAACACUUUAAACUUAUAACCUAACUACCUCCACGCUGCAGGCCUUAGAAAACGAUCUAGUAUAACGUGCAAUUAACGGGUGUAUUUGACAGGUGUCCCGUUUUACCGUGUAGUGCAUUGAGUGAUUCCCGCAUAGUCGUUCGAGCAUGAAUAAUGAAGAAGUAAGAAGUGCUAGCGUCGCGUGUCAAGCUGGAGCGGUCUGGUGAUCAGAGCUGGGGGCGCAGUGCGUGGGACGUGUGAUGAGUCCGCGGUGACGGCUCGCCGUACAGCGGGUGGAUGGCGGCUGUAAGCGGCCCCGCGCGGCACUCUCGCGUCUCCAUGAGUGUGUCCAUGUCGCUGAUGCAGGGCGGUACGCAGAGCGCGCCGCAGGGCGCCAUCCUGGCGGCGGCGGCGCCCUACUACCAGACGCCGGCCAUACCCACAGACGUGCAGCCCGAUCGCCCUAUAGGCUACGGCGCCUUCGGAGUAGUAUGGGCAGUGACAGAUCCGCGCGAUGGCCGCCGCGUGGCUCUCAAGAAGUUGCCGAACGUGUUCCAGUCGCUCGUCUCAUCCAAACGCGUCUUCCGUGAGCUUAAAAUGCUCUGCUUCUUCAAACAUGAAAAUGUAUUAUCGGCGUUAGACAUACUGCAGCCGCCAAGCCUCGACUUCUUCCAAGAAAUCUAUGUGAUCACGGAGCUCCUGCAGAGUGAUCUGCACAAGAUUAUUGUUUCACCGCAACAUCUGUCAGCUGACCACAUCAAAGUCUUCCUCUAUCAAAUACUCAGAGGUUUGAAAUACCUUCAUUCCGCCCGCAUUCUUCACCGCGAUAUCAAGCCGGGGAAUCUUCUAGUGAACAGUAAUUGUGUUCUCAAGAUAUGCGAUUUCGGUCUAGCCAGAGUCGAGGAACCGGACGUCACCAAGAACAUGACACAAGAGGUCGUCACACAGUAUUAUAGAGCUCCUGAAAUUCUAAUGGGCGCGAAUCAUUACACGGCGGCGGUAGACGUAUGGUCGGUCGGUUGUAUUUUUGGGGAACUUCUAGGACGACGCAUUCUGUUCCAAGCGCAGAGUCCCGUGCAACAGCUGGAGCUAAUAACCGAAUUGCUGGGAACUCCUUCGUUGGAGGACAUGCGGUAUGCUUGCGCAGGCGCACGUGCCCAUAUGUUGAGACGAGCGCCGCGGCCUCCAGCGCUUGCAGCGCUUUACACUCUAUCCGUACAAGCGACUCACGAGGCUGUACAUUUAUUAGCGCAGAUGCUUGUAUUCGAUCCGGCUAAGCGUAUAACUGUGGUCGACGCGCUAGCGCAUCCCUAUCUCGAGGAGGGCAGACUUCGUUAUCAUUCGUGUAUGUGCAAGUGUUGCUACAGCGCCCCGCCGGCCGCCAGGCACUACUCGCCUGACCUUGAACCGGUCGCACCACACGCCUUCCACGACGGCUGGGAGAGGAAACUCACUUCUGUACAUCAGGUCAAAGAAGAGAUCCACAAGUUCAUAGCGGAACAGUUGCAGACGUCACGCGUGCCGCUGUGCAUCAACCCACAGUCCGCCGCGUUCAAGAGCUUCGCAAGCUCUACGGUCGCGCACCCAUCAGAGCUGCCCGUCGCCGCACCAGUGGGAAUGACAAAAGACCGCGCCCAAUGACGCCAGGUGACCGCCAUAUUGGCCGACGUAGUUAAAUGUCAUCAUCUGUCACAUUCACCUGUCAUAGAUUACGUCAUCGGUCAGUUUCAACUGUCACAGAUUAUGCCACCUGACAGUUUCAGCUGUCAUAGAUUACAAAUGUCACCUGUCAUAGACUAUAAAUAUAUUGAAGAGUUUUUUUUGGAUUUGUAUUCAGAAUUAUUUAUAGUACUGGAUUGGAAUGUUUAGUAAAAUAUCAUAAAGUGUAUAAAAUCGAUGACAGUUUGUUUAGUAAUAUAUAAUUGCAUUUCAAAUCUGCUCAACUGUAAGUCUUAUGUGUGUCUGUGGCUAUAUAUUUGUCCAGACUCGACGAGUGUGUGAUGUUCGUUAACACGAUAGGUCUCCUAUAAAUUAAAAUGAUUUACGAUUAUAUCUUGAAUGUUUUGUAUAAGAGAUUAUAAGUAUAGCAUUUAGAAGGAUAGCGAGACAUUGACGGUUGAUUAGAUGCUAAAAGUGUAUUUGUAAUUAACAUUUGAUGUAUUGAUUAUCAUACGAUUUCUAUUCAUUAUAUAUAUUAUAUAAUACGACCUCUUUUAAAAUGUUAAAUAAAUUUAUUCCACUUUUAAAAUUAUACGUCUUCAUAAUUAACUGUCACCUUCACAAAUGUUACGCUGUUGACUUAUGAGAGAAUAUAAUAACUUGAAAUGUUUAGUAUGUACGCUAUAGACUGUCAAUGUGGUUCGCUCUUAUAUGGAGUACCUAAUCUUAGACGGUUACAGUUAUUUUUAUAUAUCGCAGUUCGAAGAUAUUUCUUAUCGAACAAUAAGGAAUGACUACCAAAUAUUAAGGCCUUUAUAAAAAUUAAAAAAAAGUAAUAAAAUUAGUCAAGUAGGUUAUUUGUUAAAUGCAAAGGAAGGUUCUGAGCCGGGAUACGAUUGUGACGCAUUACGGGGACGUUCACUGUCGAAUAUAAUUUCGUAUGUUCGUACGUUAACAAUGUGUUGCCAGUGAAUGUGCCGUAAUGAGUGUUUUAUAGAUGAAUAUAUACAACGAAAGAGAAUCGCAAGUUACAUAGCAGAACAUAACCUACAGCGUGUGAAUCGAUAUACCUCGGUAUGUGUAAAUUGUUAAGGCUUCGUAGGUGAUGAGCGUUCAUCUGUAUUUGCGAUUCUAUGUAGACGCGUGUGUCAGUAGGUUUGUGUGUGCCUGAUUACGUAUGGUGAUUGCAAGCAAUAAAUGUUGCAAUAUUGUAAUCUUAUUCGUUUUGGAUUUAAUUAUAUUUGUGUUGUAUUGUAAGGUCGUGUACAGACGGCGGUGUCCUACUUAAUGUGCGCCAUUGAUCUGUCCGCCACGUAGAAUCUCGACUAGCGGCCGUAUGUACACGGCCUUAAUAUUUUAAGCUUACUAUUAACACCAUUGUAUGUAACAUCGACUGAACAUUUUUACGUAGCUAGGUUAGAUUAUAUUAUGAAUUGAAAGCAGACAAGUAAUAGCUGGGUGAUUUAUAAUAACUUUGGUAACAGUAACUGAUACAUAUAUUACAAGCAUUUAUAGCGUACUAGAUUUAUAUAUACAGGUGUCUUAGUGUGCGUGACUUAAUGUAUAAUAGGGAUAUGUUUGUGAAACGAUAUCUACAUAUGUGUGUGUUUCAUUAGCACGCUGAUUUAUAAUAUAAAGGUAACAUGUGCGCGUGUGUGGAGACGUAGCCUUAAAACUAGUUCAAAGUUAUAUGAGAUAUUAUUGAGAAAGAAAUAGUUUUUUUUUUUUUUGUAAAUAAAUAAGUGCGUAGUUAUAGUUAGGCUCUAGUGUGAUUGAUAUAAGCCGUUGUAAAAAUCCGCUCGUGUUGGUUAACUGUCCGCUGUAUCAUUAUGCGUUCGGCUUUAAAGCGAUUAGCGCUGGAUUCAGCGAUCGCGUGAUGGUGUAUCGGAUAUGUUCGAUGGUACAAAAUGGAAGCGUGUCCGCCGCCAAUACAGCUGGAGUAUUCAGGAUUUCACUUUAUUCUAUAUAUAUUUCAAUUUGCGAUAAUGUUCACGUUAUUUUUUAACAUCGAUUAUACGAUAUAAUAAUCACUCGAUGUUUACAAUCUCGAUGUCUCUCAGCUGAUUGCGCGCGACUCACAUAGGUCCCACCUUGCCUUAACUCAGAAAACUGUCGCUGUGAUCCGUUAGGCGUAAUUAUUGGAAUACCACAACAUACACUGUGUGAAUUGUAUAGAACUAUAAUCCAUUUUAUUAUUAGUACGUAUGCUUAGAAACGCCUGUACUAUAGUUAUUAUAUGUUCGCUGACAGCGACGAAGCCGACUAAGUUGUAAAUAAGUUGUGUUCACUAUAAUUCACACCGAUUAAGAAAAUGUCCUCUAAUAUCUAUGUAAAUGUGUUGCGUUUCCAGACUUUCAGAGAUCUCGUAUGUUUUAAGAUUAAUAUCAUUCGCAACUUGUCUUUUAGUUGGUAGCGUGAUUUGAUUUGUUUGACACGCCUCGUCGGUGACACUUGUGACGUUUUUUCAUACUAAAUGUAUAUAUUAGUUAAAAUAUUAAGAUUCAUGACUUAGUUAAUUUUAAGCCUGUGUAAUUUUAUUUGUGUUCUCUGUUUAAUUUAAUAAAAAUGCAAAAAAAAAAAAGAUAAAACUACGGAAGUAAGACGUUUUAAGACUUAAGAUUUCAUUUCGACUUUUUGUUUACCGUUCGUGUUGUACAUAGUAGGUAUUCCUGCACUGAUGUUUGUUUUUAAGUUACUCUAACAUAGUAUUAAAUAAAAUGGCUGUAUUGAUAUUUUUAAUCUACAUGUCCUUUUAAUAUUUUCGCUUCAGACGUGUACGAUAAAUUUGUUUUUCUACUUUAAACUAGUUUUCAUUCGUUUUUCUUUUUCUAGUUUUGGUUUAUUUCAAACGAUGUAAAUAUAUUUGAUACGAUUUUUUUUUUCAAUACGGAGUUAGUUGCGUUUACCAUUUUUGCAAACUGCCAAAACUAAUUUUAAUAAUUUUGUAGCAUACGCCACGGCGGCACGGAUAAUACACAUCCUGUCUUGAAGUUGAUGACAGUCUUAAAGUAUUUUAUAUAUAAAAGACAUUAUUGUUUCGUAAUAGUAUAGAAUAGCUGUUUGUGUAUAUGUAACUAGAUUUUCGGUAAUUAUUCAUAUGUAAUUUGUCAGUUUAUAGCGAAUCAAUUACGAACGUUCCUGUAGGUAUCACCUAUACGACAGUUAUAUAUAUAUAAAAAAAAACGAUAUGUUUAUAGAUUCUAAAUUUAAAAUGACAAUAUUGAAGGUUUUAUUUAUUUUUUCUUAUGGCAAUGUGUUCGCUGUAAACUGACAGUGUUUAAGAGAAGACAGCUUGUUAUUAUCUGUGUAAUCGGUAGUAGCCCCGGUAGAAGAGACGCGGGCCACAUUAACAAUAAAACUACUGCAUAAUU
Danaus plexippus (monarch butterfly) is the source of this 5105-nucleotide messenger RNA. RefSeq names its product serine/threonine-protein kinase NLK (gene nmo). The record is from RefSeq and is a predicted model, not a curated record. Lineage: Eukaryota; Metazoa; Arthropoda; Insecta; Lepidoptera; Nymphalidae. Gene Ontology annotation, cellular component: cytoplasm; nucleus. Gene Ontology annotation, molecular function: ATP binding; MAP kinase activity. Gene Ontology annotation, biological process: intracellular signal transduction; protein phosphorylation.